AUGAAUGGCUUAGGCGGUGCUGGCUCAGCCGAUCCGUACUAUGUCAAUGCUGCCAACUCAGUCAUCUUCUGUCUCCAACUCGUCGUCUGUAUCUUUGGUAAUACCCUCAUCGCCAAAAUCGGACUGCGAUGGGGCUUUGCUUUCGGUAUGAUGGGUUUCCCUCUCUAUGCCGCGAGCGUCUAUUGUACCGUCAAGUACGGCAACACUCGGUUCCUCAUGGCGGCCUGCGCCAUUGACGGCAUCACGUCGGGCAUCUUCUGGUUGACCGAAGGACCUAUUGUUCUGGCCUACCCUGAGAAGAAUCGCAGGUGCAAGUACCUAGCUUACUGGCUUGCGAGUCGCAUUGUCGGUCAGAUGGUUGGUGGUGCUGUGACCCUCGGUGUCAACGCCACACACCGUGAAGCUGGGCACAUUAGCGUCGAAACUUACUUGGUGUUCAUCUCGAUCCAGGUCCUCGGCCCUUUCGUCGCGUCUCUUCUUUCUCCGCCUCACAAGGUGCAGCUCGCCGACCAUACCCCUGAGGUUCUCUGCCGCAAGGAGAUUCUGCUCUUGUUGCCCAUGAUGUUCCAGAGCGUCUUCUCCGAAGCCUUCUUCUCGACCUACAAUACCACCUACUUUACCGUCCGAUCCCGAGCCCUGUCCUCGCUUGUUGCAAGCGGCUGUGUCAUCAUCUGCAACUUCGCCCUUGGCUUUUGGCUCGACUGGCGCAAGCCAACUCUCAACACGCGUACCGUGAGCGCUUUCAUCGUUAUCUCUGCCUUCGAAGCAGCUCUCUACAUCUACGCAAUGAUUAUGACAAAGAGAUACGAGGGUAUAAAGACAAAGCCGGUCUUCGACUGGACGGAUGACGGCUUUGGCCAGGGAGUCUGCGUCUACAUCCUGAUGCUUGUCGGCUUCAACCUCAUGUACGACUACUUUGCCAUUAUCCGCGGUAUCGAGAGUGCAGGACAGGCCAUCUCCUAUGGUAUCAACUCGAUCUCAUCCUUCCCACUUUCUGGAGCUGUUGCUGUCAACAUGUCCUUCUUCGCGGCCUGCAUCAUUCCCGCGGCUUUUGUGAUCUUCAAAGUUGGUAUCAUUGAUGGCGCCAAGGCCCACAACAUUGUUCAGGAUGAAAACCUCAAUAUGCAGAGUCCAGGAACCGAAAUGCCAUCCGAAAUUGGAAUGAACAAGAGAGUUGGAGACGCUGUCCACGCCUAA
Messenger RNA from Fusarium falciforme, 1197 nucleotides. RefSeq lists its product as hypothetical. The transcript is spliced from 3 exons. The record is from RefSeq and is a predicted model, not a curated record. Bases 1 to 1197 code for a protein of 398 amino acids. NCBI's taxonomy places the organism in Eukaryota, Fungi, Ascomycota, Sordariomycetes, Hypocreales, Nectriaceae.